Molecule: messenger RNA, 2100 nt
Organism: Cooperia oncophora
Lineage: Eukaryota; Metazoa; Nematoda; Chromadorea; Rhabditida; Trichostrongylidae
Source: the annotation of a GenBank genome assembly
AUGAAAGAACGAGAAGACACGGAAAUACUCCGAGUUUUCGACGGUAAUUCGUCACUUCGUGCACAAGUCUGCAGAACCGCCAGCGUCCCUAAAACUGCUACUGUUCAACAGAUUCGUGAUACUGCUCUGCGACGCUUCCACAUCACUGACAAUCCGGACAAUUACUACGUCACACAAGUAGUGAGCGAUGCCGGUGAAGAGGAAACGCUCGAGGACCCUGUGCCCUUGCGAAAUGUGAAACGGCCCGAAGGACGACGUGCACAAAUAUUUCUUAGGUACAAAGAUGAUCCCGACAAGGAUGUUGUUAAGCUCUACGGUGGUUGGUUGAGAGUUCCCGUAACGUUUUGUACGUUAACUGUAAAUAAAGAUACGUUGGUCCAAGAUGCUCUCGCAGAUGCAUUACAAAAUUUCGGUCUCGAUCCUACUACCUGGAACAGGUAUAAUCUCAUUGAAGUAUCAUUGGAUCGUGGAGUCGCCGAACGAACAUGCAACUUUCAAGAGAACAUCCGUCGUACGGAUUUUAUGGCAAUAAAAGAAGAAGACCCGGCCACUAUCAUGCUGUGUUCGUCCGGAAAAUCUCCCAAGUAUCACUUGUUGCACAACGGCAGUAUUGGGGAAAAACGUAUAUUACUCAAGCUAUUAGGAGCCAAAGAGAAACCAUUCACUGCGAUUGGGCCGAUCUAUUUCGAAUACGGUUCGCUUGUGAUUACCUUCAACACACCAAAAGCAGCAACAGCUGCUGUACAACGCCUUCAAAAUGCCAUCUACGAGGACAAAAAGCUUAUUGUUCUGUGUCUUCCUAAUGUGCAGCCCCACAUGCUACCGCCUGACGCCGAACCGUUACUGGUUCUUGUCAACGUGAAAAGUGGUGGUUGUCAAGGAACAGAACUGAUUCAAUCCUUCCGGAAGCUCCUCAACCCUUUCCAAGUCUUCGAUGUGCUGAAAGGCGGACCACUUGUUGGGUACGUUGGAUGCUCAACUCUUAUUUUCUAUUUACUGAAUCAACUUAAUUCAAGGCUCUACGUAUUUCGGAACAUUCCAAAAUACAAAAUUCUUGCCUGCGGUGGUGAUGGUACGAUAGGCUGGGUGUUGCAGUGUUUGGAUAUCGCCAAACAGGAUGCUGCCUGUUUCUCUCCUCCAUGUGGUAUCGUUCCGCUGGGGACAGGCAAUGACCUGGCCCGGGUACUUCGCUGGGGUGGUGGGUACACUGGCGAAGAGAAUCCUCUUGAUAUUCUCAAGGAUGUCAUAGAAGCUGAUGAAGUUCGGCUAGAUAGAUGGGCUGUAGUUUUCCACGAAGAAGAACGGAGUCAGCCCCCAAAUCAGGCCUCUGCUGCAAAUCCUUCUGAGACUGAUCAAACCAUGAGUAAUCCUGAGGAUCAGACAAGCAUGAUCAUUAUGAACAACUAUUUCGGUAUUGGUAUCGACGCUGAUGUGUGCUUGAAGUUCCACAACAAGCGCGACGCUAACCCGGAAAAGUUCCAAUCUCGGUUAUUCAACAAGACUCAGUACGCGAAAAUCGGCUUACGAAAGAUGUUCUUCGAAAGGUCUUGCAAAGAUUUAUGGAAACGCAUAGAAGUCGAGGUCGACGGACGCCCUAUUGAAUUGCCGAAUAUUGAGGGUAUAGUUGUUUUGAAUUUGCUGAGUUGGGGAAGUGGUGCUAAUCCGUGGGGUACAGCCAAAGAAGAAAGUCCAUUCCAAAAACCUACGCAUUACGACGGUCUUCUGGAGGUGGUUGGCAUUUCUGACGUAUCACGUCUGGGUCUCAUACAGUCGAAACUAGCCGCCGGUACCCGUAUUGCUCAAGGAGGAAGUAUUCGCAUAACCACGCACGAAGAAUGGCCUGUACAGGUAGACGGUGAGCCUCACAUACAACCUCCGGGUACCAUUACUAUCCUGAAAUCGGCGUUGAAGGAUUCGUUACGUCGCUACCACGUCGUACGAUUUUAUGUGCAAGAAAAAGAAGACCCGCAUGAUCAUGCUGUGUUCGUCGGAAAUCUCCCAGUAUCACUUGCACAACGGCAGUAUGAACGUAUAUUACUCAAGCUAUUAGGAGCCAAAGAAUGGCUGAAGCCUAUAUUUUCCAGAGAAAUAGAAAACUGA